CUGCUAGCUGAGGACUGACGACGGAAGGAAGAGAGACAGAUAGAGAAACUGCGCGCGCACGAAAAGGAAGGAAGGGAAAGGCAAAGGAAGAGACGGAGGCGGAGUAUAUAGCCGUGGGUCAAACGCAGUUAAAGGGAGCAAGUUAGACGGAGACGCAGCGAACCUAGAGAAGAGGUGUAUGUACAUCAGUGUACGUGUGCUGUGCGAGGGCAGCGCGAGUAUCAACCAGCUGGUUGGCAAGGGAGCCGCGAGGCCUCGAUCAGUCGCCAGUGACUGUGAGACGCAGUGAGACGCAGUGAGACGCAGUGAGACGCGGCACCUCGCGCGAGCGCGUGUGUUAUUUGUUCGUGCGCGCUCGCGUAUCCCAGUAUUCCUAGUGCGGAUUUCUCCACUCGUGUGCCCGCCGCUUACUGUUGUCUCCUUCUUUCUCUCCCUCGUUCCGUCGUCAUCACUGCACGUACAUUCAUUCGUUCGUUCGUUCGUUCAUUCGUCUGGAAGUGUGUAACGUCGUGCCUAUCCGAUCUGCUCGCGCCUGGCACCUCAUUCUCGGACACGACUCUUGUCCCCAUAAAGCGAACAUCGUCUGCUCUGCCGCCUCCAGCCGCAGCGCAUCGCUCCAUCGCCAAUCGUUCAUCCCGUUCGCGCGCGGUCCUUCGUACUAUUUUUUCUCUCUUUCUCUUUCCUCGUCUUUGCUAACGAGUUCCCCUCCUCCAAUCAGGAGGCAACAAGAGAGAGGGUGCGAGUAUACGUGCGCGGUGCGCGUCCCGUGUAGUGUACAUCUAACAUCAUCCCGCUUUGAUUGUGUGUACCGUUGGUGCGCGCCGUUUAUUCCGUAAUCUCCAUUCUCCGUGGCCGUGCGUGUGAACUCGCGCGUGUGCGUGCGCGCGCGCGCGCGUGUGCGUGUGUGUGUGUGGCGUGUGCGGGAGGGGGGGGUUACGUGCGUGCAACGAGCGAACCAAGAUGGCCGCUGAUUCAGGAAUGGAGACGUGUCCCUCCCCGGAGAUUGCGGACUCCAGAAAGCGACCGCUCGACUGCGAUGCCGAGAACGGCGCGACCAAGAGAUCACACUACGGAUCAGGAGGAGAUGGAACGUAUCACCUCAAAGUGUUGGUUCCCGGUGUGGCAGCCGGGGCCAUUAUCGGGAAAGGUGGAGAUACAAUUGCUCAACUUCAAAAGGAUACAGGGGCAAGAGUGAAGAUGUCUAAAUCGCACGAUUUUUAUCCAGGAACUACUGAGAGAGUAUGCCUUAUCACAGGCACCGUAGAUGCUAUUAUGGAGGUCAUGGAGUUCAUCAUGGACAAAAUACGCGAGAAGCCUGAUCUUACUUCGAAAACUACGGUUGACUUUGACUCUGGUAAAGCCACCGCGGAGAGGGACAAGCAGGUUAAAAUUUUAGUGCCUAAUAGCACUGCAGGGAUGAUAAUAGGAAAAGCUGGGAAUUACAUUAAACAAAUUAAAGAAGAAUCUGGCUCGUACGUUCAAAUCAGUCAGAAGGCUAAGGACUUGUCCCUUCAGGAGCGAUGUAUAACGGUGAUUGGUGAGAAAGAAAAUAAUCAUAGGGCGUUACACAUGAUCUUAGCGAAAGUGGCGGAUGAUCCACAAAGUGGUACCUGCCUUAACGUUAGUUACGCAGAUGUAAGUGGUCCCGUUGCCAAUUACAAUCCUACAGGCAGCCCAUAUGCUCAAGCUCCCACAAGCACUCCCACGUAUACAUCUACAGCUGGUCUAAAUACAGUGAGUCUCUUAAAUGGCGCUGGUUUGAGUCUUAAUCUAAAUCUGGGCGCGGCUAUCACCGCUGGCACGGCGCCGGUGACGACGCAGCUGUUGGAACACAUAAAAUUGAAUCUACGUACGACAGGUUUCUCCGAGCCUGCUGCAACGGAGAUACUUGCUGCGAUCGCGACCCUCGCUAAGUACAAUAUCCUCGGAAUGGGGAUCGGGAUGCCGUCGAGUAUGAGCUAUUUGGGUAAUCCGAUGGACAGUACGACAACUGCUAACGGCUCGAACAACAACGGCGGUGUAUUCGGACCGAUCGGAACCGUUCCUGCGCUCGGGUCUACCUCGCCAACUCCGCGCAACACCCUCGAUCGGUACGAGCCAUUUGAUCCAUUCCGACAGAACAACACCGCCGCCAGUGCAAUACACCUGAACAACAAUUCAUUCGGCCUGGGCACUAACCAGUUAUCACUUGUAAGUAAGAGUCCUACACAGGUAGACGCCAACAACAAGGAGACCAAGAAAGUAGACAUAGAAAUUGCAGAGGUUAUAGUGGGAGCUAUUCUGGGACCCGGUGGUCGUGCCCUCAUUGAGAUUCAGCACUUAAGUGGCGCCAACAUACAAAUCUCUAAGAAGGGCAUGUUCGCCCCUGGUACCAGGAACCGCAUAGUGACUAUCACGGGUUAUCCCAAUGCAAUCAACACUGCUCAGUACUUGAUCGAGCAGAGGAUCAGUGAAGAGGAAGCAAAACGAGCGCGUCAGAAUGCCAUCGCCAAGGAACAGGAAGGCAAUUGUCGACAAACAAUAUUUGUAAGAAAACGCGCCGUUAUUAUAUCCAAUCCAUUAUUAAACGCAUUCCAUUAGUAUCAGAUUUAAUUUAGAAAUUUUUAUUUUUUAACGCGUUUUUCCUCAAUGAGAACUGUGUUGGUGCCCACCGUGUCGUUUCCCCUAUCCCCCAUCUCCUUUAUUGUAAGAUCUUGUUUACACUUCGCCGACGAGUAAAAUUAAAAGUAAUAUGAACUUAACAAUCCCAACUUCACUGAUAACUUUUCUAUGAAGACUUUUGAAGUGUGAUUGAAAAGAUCUGACAGUCAUCCAGAUAAUUUUAAUUAAUUACUU
Molecule: messenger RNA, 2835 nt
Organism: Mycetomoellerius zeteki
Lineage: Eukaryota; Metazoa; Arthropoda; Insecta; Hymenoptera; Formicidae
Gene: pasilla
Product: RNA-binding protein Nova-1-like protein passilla
Exons: 6
Coding region: 961-2580 (539 amino acids)
Molecular function (GO): RNA binding
Source: RefSeq, a predicted model, not a curated record